UCACUUCCCCAGCCAGGAGGCGGUCUCUCUCAGGAAGCCUUCGGUGUUUUCACUUUCUCAGGAUCUCUUCUGACAUGCUCCUAACUUCUCCAUCUGCUUUGGAUUUCGGCGUCUCCUUCAUGGCGUCUUCUCUAGAAGAUGAUCUCUCGUGCCCGGUGUGUUGUGAUCUUUAUAAGGAUCCUCAGCUCCUCUACUGUGGACACACUUUCUGUCGCCAAUGCCUCAACAAACACUGGGCUGUAAACACCAGUCGGUCAUGUCCCGUAUGCCGCAGGGUGUGUGCACAGGAACCCGUGUCCAACCUGGCUCUGAGGAACACCAGCGAGUCCUAUCAGAGGGAGAAGGAAAGGGAGAGAAAGGAGCAAGAAAGCAACAGUGAAGUCAGAUGUUCUCAGCAUGGAGACAAAGUCCAGUAUUUCUGUAAAACUGAUGAUGAGGUCAUUUGUACAAAGUGCAGGAAAGAAAGUCACAGAUCGCACAGAAUUCAGCUUCUCACAAAUGCUGUACAACAACACAAGGUGCGAAUUAAAGCUGCUCUCCGUCCAACUGAAAAAGCUUUGCAGUCUCUAAAGAAUGGCACUUGUCAAAAAGCUCAAACGGUCAAGUACAUUCAGUCUCAGGCCCAGCAGGCAGAGAAGCAGAUUAAAGCAGAAUUUGAGAAGUUUCACCAUUUCCUCCGUAAGGAAGAGGAGGCCAGACUGAGAGCACUGAAGAAAGAAGUGGAGAAAAAGCGAGGGAAGGUGGAGGAAAGGAUCGAAAAAGACAUAUUGCGCCUUUCUGACAAAGUGAGGGAGAUGGAAGAAGAAAUGGAAACUGAAGAUUCCAGAUUCAUGCAGAAUUAUAAAUUUAUUCUGCAGAGAGCUCAAUACACAACCUUAGAUUCAGAGUUCAGUUCAGAAAAUCUCAUUAACAUGGCAGAACAUGUGGGGAAUCUGGGACACCGGGUAUGGGAGAAGAUGACGGAUAUCUUUCUUUACUAUCCGAUCCUCCUAGAUGUGAACAGUGCUCCUGAGGACUUUUUCGUAUCAGAUGACCUGGCAAGUGUAGGAAAGUCAUUCCACAUCCGUCCGAACCCUGUUCCCUUUCAGGAGAACCGUUUGGUUCUGGGAUCUGAGGGAUACAGUGAUGGCUUUCAUUGCUGGAACAUCGAGGUGGGAGACAGUAAGCACUGGACUAUCGGUGUGUGUCGACGCUCGGCAAACAUGAAUUUGGUGGAACCUUUGUCCGCUGAAUUGGGCUUCUGGGGUCUUAGUAGAAAAGGGGACUCCUACAUGCUCCUGUUGUCCUACCCAAACUCUUUCCGGAUACGCAGGAAGCCAAGAACAGUGCAGGUGCAACUGGGAUGGUGGUAUACCAUAGGCAGCGUGAACAUUUGUCGGAUGGUGAGAUUUGUGGAUGUCAGCGAUGGAUCUCUGAUUGCAUGUUAUACUGGAAUUCCUGAUGGCGUGCUGUUGUUUCCAUUCCUGAUCCCAAAAGAGCGUCUUUCUCAUCUACGCAUUGCUCCAGCUAGUCCAGCGCUGGUCUUAGAGCACACAUUUGUAGAGAGACAGAAACACCAGAUUGCUGAUUACAUAUUCUAUUUGUUUAUAGGGGGCUUGAUUAUUUGGGUGUGCUUGUUUGGAGUGAGUGAGUGAGUGAGUGAGUGAGUAUAUAAGUGAGUGAGUGGGUGAGUGGGUGAGUGAGUUAAUGAGUGAGUGAGUGAUUGAGUAUAUAAGUGAGUGAGUAAGUGAGUGAGUGAGUGAUUGAGUGAGUGAUUGAGUAUAUAAAUGAGUGAGUAAGUGGGUGAGUGAGUGAGUUAAUGAGUGAGUGAGUUAAUGAGUGAGUGAGUGAGUAAGUGAGUGAGUGAGUGAGUGAGUUAAUGAGUGAGUGAGUGAGUUAAUGAGUGAGUGAGUUAAUGAGUGAGUGAGUGAGUGAGUUAAUGAGUGAGUGAGUGAGAGUGAGUGUGUGAGUGAGUGAGUGAGUUAAUGAGUGAGUUAAUGAGUGAGUGAGUGAGUGAGUGAGUUAAUGAGUGAGUGAGUGUGUGAGUGAAUGAGUGAGUGAGUUAAUGAGUGAGUGAGUGAGUUAAUGAGUGAGUGAGUGAGUGAGUGAGUGAGUGAGUGAGUGAGUUAAUGAGUGAGUGAGUGAGUUAAUGAGUUAAUGAGUGAGUGAGUGAGUGAGUUCAUGAGUGUGGAUUUAAAAAAGAGAACUGCAACAUUGUAGACAGAAACACCAGAUUGCUGAUUACAUAUUCUAUUUGUUUAUAGGGGGCUUAAUUAUUUGGGUGUGCUUGUUUGGAGUGAGUGAGUGAGUGAGUGAGUGAGUGAGUGGGUGAGUGAGUUAAUGAGUGAGUGAGUGAUUGAGUAUAUAAGUGAGUGAGUAAGUGGAUGAGUGAGUGAGUGAUUGAGUGAGUGAUUGAGUAUAUAAAUGAGUGAGUAAGUGAGUGAGUGAGUGAGUGAGUUAAUGAGUGAGUGAGUGAGUGAGUGAGUUAAUGAGUGAGUGAGAGAGUUAAUGAGUGAGUGAGUUAAUGAGUGAGUGAGUGAGUGAGUGAGUUAAUGAGUGAGUGAGUGAGUGAGUGAGUUAAUGAGUGAGUGAGUGAGUGAGUGUGUGAGUGAGUGAGUGAGUGAGUUAAUGAGUGAGUUAAUGAGUGAGUUAAUGAGUGAGUGAGUGAGUUAAUGAGUGAGUGAGUGAGUGAGUGAGUGAGUGAGUUAAUGAGUGAGUGAGUGAGUUAAUGAGUUAAUGAGUGAGUGAGUGAGUGAGUGAGUUCAUGAGUGUGGAUUUAAAAAAGAGAACUGCAACAUUGUAGAGAGACAGAAACACCAGAUUGCUGAUUACAUAUUCUAUUUGUUUAUAGGGGGCUUGAUUAUUUGGGUGUGCUUGUUUGGAGUGAGUGAGUGAGUGAGUGAGUGAGUAUAUAAGUGAGUGAGUGGGUGAGUGAGUUAAUGAGUGAGUGAGUGAUUGAGUAUAUAAAUGAGUGAGUAAGUGGGUGAGUGAGUGAGUUAAUGAGUGAGUGAGUUAAUGAGUGAGUGAGUUAAUGAGUGAGUUAAUGAGUGAGUGAGUUAAUGAGUGAGUGAGUUAAUGAGUGAGUUAAUGAGUGAGUGAGUUAAUGAGUGAGUUAAUGAGUAAGUGAGUGAGUGAGUGAGUGAGUUAAUGAGUGAAUGAGUGAGUGAGUGAGUUAAUGAGUGAGUGAGUGAGUGAGUGAGUGAGCAAGUUAAUGAGUGAUUGAGUAAGUGAGUGAGUUAAUGAGUGAGUGAGUGAGUUAAUGAGUGAGUGAGUGAGUGAGUGAGUUAAUGAGUGAGUGAGUGAUUGAGUAUAUAAAUGAGUGAGUAAGUGGGUGAGUGAGUGAGUUAAUGAGUGAGUGAGUGAGUUAAUGAGUGAGUGAGUUAAUGAGUGAGUUAAUGAGUGAGUGAGUUAAUGAGUGAGUGAGUUAAUGAGUGAGUUAAUGAGUGAGUGAGUUAAUGAGUGAGUUAAUGAGUAAGUGAGUGAGUGAGUGAGUGAGUUAAUGAGUGAGUGAGUGAGUGAGUGAGUGAGCAAGUUAAUGAGUGAUUGAGUAAGUGAGUGAGUUAAUGAGUGAGUGAGUGAGUUAAUGAGUGAGUUAAUGAGUGAGUGAGUGAGUGAGUGAGUGAGUUAAUGAGUGAGUUAAUGAGUAAGUGAGUGAGUGAGUUAAUGAGUGAGUUAAUGAGUGAGUGAGUGAGUUAAUGAGUGAGUUAAUGAGUGAGUUAAUGAGUGAGUAAGUGAGUGAGUUAAUGAGUGAGUUAAUGAGUAAGUGAGUGAGUGAGUGAGUGAGUGAGUUAAUGAGUGAGUAAGUGAGUGAGUGAGUUAAUGAGUGAGUUAAUGAGUGAGUAAGUGAGUGAGUGAGUGAGUUAAUGAGUGAGUGAGUUAAUGAGUGAGUGAGUGAGUGAGUGAGUUAAUGAGUGAGUUAAUGAGUGAGUAAGUGAGUGAGUGAGUGAGUUAAUGAGUGAGUGAGUUAAUGAGUGAGUGAGUGAGUGAGUUAAUGAGUGAGUGAGUGAGUGAGUGAGUGAGUUAAUGAGUGAGUGAGUGAGUGAGUUAAUGAGUGAGUGAGUGAGUGAGUGAGUUAAUGAGUGAGUUAAUGAGUGAGUGAGUGAGUGAGUUAAUGAGAGAGUGAGUGAGUGAGUUAAUGAGUGAGUGAGUGAGUGAGUGAGUGAGUGAGUUAAUGAGUGAGUUAAUGAGUGAGUGAGUGAGUUAAUGAGUGAGUGAGUGAGUUAAUGAGAGAGUGAGUGAGUGAGUGAGUUAAUGAGUGAGUGAGUGAGUGAGUGAGUUAAUGAGUGAGUGAGUGAGUGAGUGAGUUAAUGAGUGAGUUAAUGAGUGAGUGAGUGAGUGAGUGAGUUAAUGAGUGAGUGAGUGAGUGAGUGAGUGAGUGAGUGAGUUAAUGAGUGAGUUAAUGAGUGAGUGAGUGAGUGAGUGAGUGAGUUAAUGAGUGAGUGAGUGAGUGAGUGAGUGAGUUAAUGAGUGAGUUAAUGAGUGAGUGAGUGAGUGAGUGAGUUAAUGAGUGAGUGAGUGAGUGUGUGAGUGAGUGAGUGAGUUAAUGAGUGAGUGAGUGAGUGAGUGAGUGAGUGAGUUAAUGAGUGAGUUAAUGAGUGAGUGAGUGAGUGAGUGAGUGAGUUAAUGAGUGAGUGAGUGAGUGAGUGAGUUAAUGAGUGAGUUAAUGAGUGAGUGAGUGAGUUAAUGAGAGAGUGAGUGAGUGAGUGAGUUAAUGAGUGAGUGAGUGAGUUAAUGAGUGAGUGAGUGAGUGAGUGAGUGAGUGAGUGAGUGAGUUAAUGAGUGAGUUAAUGAGUGAGUGAUUGAGUUAAUGAGUGAGUUAAUGAGUGAGUGAUUGAGUGAGUGAGUGAGUGAGUGAGUGAGUUAAUGAGUGAGUGAGUGAGUUAAUGAGUGAGUGAGUGAGUUAAUGAGUGAGUGAGUGAGUUAAUGAGAGAGUGAGUGAGUGAGUGAGUGAGUGAGUGAGUGAGUUAAUGAGUGAGUGAGUGAGUUAAUGAGUGAGUGAGUGAGUUAAUGAGUGAGUGAGAGAGUUAAUGAGUGAGUGAGUUAAUGAGUGAGUGAGUGAGUGAGUGAGUGAGUGAGUGAGUUAAUGAGUGAGUUAAUGAGUGAGUGAUUGAGUGAGUGAUUGAGUUAAUGAGAGAGUGAGUGAGUGUGGAUUUAAAAAAGAGAACUGCAACAUUGUGAAACUUUGCCAUAAAUGUACUCUUAUUUAUAAGCAUUUCAAAGCCGCUUCUAAUGCAGUACAAAAUCUGGAUAUUUCAGUAUUAUUCUUGGAAAAACAUGUUUGAGUUGUGAACUGUACAUAAAUCAAUCAAUCAAUAAAUAAAAUUUAAAUUAUCAUUAUACCUUA
Messenger RNA from Hemibagrus wyckioides, 5323 nucleotides. Its product is annotated as nuclear factor 7, brain-like. Gene Ontology annotation, molecular function: zinc ion binding. The record is from RefSeq and is a predicted model, not a curated record. Lineage: Eukaryota; Metazoa; Chordata; Actinopteri; Siluriformes; Bagridae. Bases 75 to 1634 code for a protein of 519 amino acids. The transcript is spliced from 6 exons.